GGCUAUUCAUUAUCCAACGAAAGCCUCUAUUCUAGUAGAGAGAAGAGAGAAGAGACGAGGAGAAAAGAAACGAUAGACAAAAAGAACACACGAAUUUGAUGUGGUCUCCCACACCGCGACGCUUUUCGGCUCCUAACAUUCGGAGACCCUUACACGAAACAAAGUAGGCAUCCAGGGCCCAUUUACUCAAUUCUCAUUUGAUCUAUUCAUCUAUCUCUACUCGAGUCGGUAAUCAUGAGUGUUGCACCUCACCCUGGAAUUCAACCCAUCAUCAUGUCGCGACCUCAGGUCGGCAUAGAACGACUACCAAGUCGCCGCAUGGGCAAUGAACCUCGAGAAGCAAUGAACUGCAAGUCAUGUCGGAAGCGGAAGAUUAAAUGCAAUCGGCUACGUCCGUCCUGCGAAGCUUGCCAAGUUUUCCAAUGUCCCUGCGUCUAUGAUGCUGUACCAAAGAAACGAGGUCCGAAAACAGAUGUGUUAGAAGCAUUAUUAAAAAGGGUUGAUGGUUUGGAAGCCCAACUUAAAGACAGGAAAUCGGACGGAUCAGAACCCUCACAAAUUAUUGCGGACGACACCUCUUCUAACGGCGGAUCGGCAACGGGCGAGUCAACCUCUGAACCGAGAACAAAACGCCCUGCCCUGGACACAUCUCGAGCAAGAGAUGCAGGUACGGAAUCUGCCGUGUACUCACCCACCGUUACAGAAUCUUCCCCUGGCGUACGGAUAGACGCCGUUCUUGAUACUUAUUUUACUCGUUUCCACGCGAAGCCAUACCAUAUCCUCGAUGAAUCUACCGUGCGACAACGUUUACAACUCAACCAAUUACCCACCUAUCUUAUCAAUGCCAUUUAUGCGCUUGCUGCUAGAUAUACGGCUCAUCCCUCUGGGUAUCAAUCGGCUGUCAAGCUUAGUGAGGAUUACGCUCUACGAUCAAGAAGUGAAAUUGAUACGGAUGAACCAUCCAUCGAUGCGCUUCAAGCCCUUCUUCUCCUUGUCACUGCCUUUACGGCAACAGGCAAGGGGAAGAAGGCGUAUAUGCUCCUAACAACCGCCAUUGGCAUGGCUAUGGCCUUAGAGUUACACCGUGAAGUCGAUUUACACACCCGUAUCACCACCGUGGAACGCGAAAUGAGACGUCGCUUAUUCUGGACGUGUUACCUACUCGAUAGGUUCGUUGCCUGCGGCUCAAAACGCCCGUGUCUCAUCAGCGACAAUACAAUUCUUCUGCGCCUCCCAUGCUGGUCCCCAGGACCAUCUACCUUGCCGGUUGAAGGCGAUUUCUUUCAAAAUGGAUCAAACCUUCAACACUUACAAGGGAAUGGGAGAAAAUCCCAAGGGAGUAGCGGUCUGAUUAUCGAUAUUAGCCGCAUUUUAGGAAACACCAACAGAUACCUUGCAGCGGGCGGUGUUAAAGGCGAUUCUCAUUUCCCCUGGCAUGCGCUCUCCGAACUAUCGAAGAUCAGACAAGACCUCGACAUAUGGGCCUCUGGAACCGAUGAUGUUUUCUCAAGCGUUGAUACCCUUUUCGGCCAACCAGAUUCGUCGGUUCUCGUUCUUAGCAAACUUAUCUACCACUUGAUUCACUGUCUCAUAUAUAGGCCCUUCCUACCGAUUGACCUUGCAGAACUAGCAGGAACGGGUCAACACCAAUCUUGGCAAAUAGAGGCCACCAACAUUUGUUUCCUACAUGCCAACGCGAUCGCCGAGUUGGUCGAAUUGGGUAAGCAGAUGGCAUCAAUCGAAUGGCCCGCUUUUGUUGGAUAUUGCAUCUGUACCGCCGGCACAGUUCAUAUUCAUGGCGCACACUAUAACAAAAGCGGGGGCGGUGAAGGUAUGGGUGUGCUGUCAUCCUCAUCGGAGUUCCUUUCCCGAGAAAUGCAGCAAUUAAAUGAGCUGAGCUGUACGUGGGCCAGCGUACAGCAUCAACGCGACACUUUGCAAAGCAUAUACCAUGCCCACGCCGAGCUAGUUAAGAGCAUCGCAAAUAGCUCAAUGCGUUACUCACCUACUUUCAACCUAGAAGAUUUCUUUGAUCGCUACUCGAAUAUCGGCGGAUCAGCACGUCCAUUUACAUUUAAUGCUGCAAAUCUUACACUAUCGGACGUCGUCGUCGAACCUGUUGCAGAUCAAUCAUUUAGAGGAUCUGAUUUAUAUGCUCUUCACAUGAAUGGAGACUCGGAACGGCCAGGUUUGAAACGGAAGAUUUCAGGUCUUACGCGAAAGCGGCCUGAUAUGAGGAGCCUAACACCAGUAAAUACGGCUCAUAAUGGGCCGUUAACUUCCGGGCUGCCUACACCUAGCGCCCAUAACCGUCAUUUCUCCUUCUCAACAGCCCCUCAUUCCGCACCAAUACUUCAAAACUCCAACACACUCCCUCUUCACCAAGAGGGUCUCCCUACAAAUACCGCUCAAGUCCCCCAACGAAGAGAAUCGGCCGAUGAUCAGGCCGCUAGCGUCGCUGCGGUAGCGGCGGCUGCAGCUGCGGGAUUCGAAGCUGUAGCUCACCAACAAUCACAACAACAUAUGGAAGCGAUGCCGACCUCCGCUUUCUCGCCAUCUUAUCAUUAUGCAACGCCUAGUCCGAGCGGGGAUAACGAAAGCAGUCUUGGUGUCGCUAGCUAUGACCCGAUGUUUGGUACUGUACCAACUAAUACUUUCUCCUCUCCCACACCGUGGCAAGGAGUAGAAGACCAUCGCAAGCAAGCUUAUGUGGUCGCAUCGAGCUCGGAUCCAAGGGCUCAUCACGACAGUCCGGCUACCGCACCCGGAGAAGAAAAGGAUCCAUUCUUGAGUUUGCUAGAACAGCUAGCUGAGAAUGAACAUGCGAUAGGACAUGGGAAGGAGCUUGAUUUCUUCCUUGCAGGGGUGCAGGGGUAAACUUACAGGGUAUUACCCCACGUAAUGCAUACCCGUUAUAGUGGCUACCGUCUAUAAUUACAGAACAAAAUAGCGAUUGGGUUAAGGCUCUGUUAUAGGAUUUAUACUUAUCUCUUGUAUUACAACCCGAUAUGGCUUAACAAUGCCAUCAUCUUAGGGGAUGAUUCAGCUCUUAAGUAUGUAACAGCUAAGAGAUACGGCAUUUAUGAGCGUUAUAUAUAUCACCGCGCAAUAUUUUAUUGGAUUUAGGACUUGGAUUUGGGAACGAUGUAGCGAGGCGAACCUGUAUUUAUAGCGGGUAAGGAAAAAGGAUGGAUGGAAGGGAUUGGAGGGGGGUUAUCGCUUGCGGUAUACACGAAGACCCAUGAAGCGAUUAAAGGAUGAAUCAGGUGCCUAG
Hypoxylon trugodes is the source of this 3274-nucleotide messenger RNA. RefSeq lists its product as uncharacterized. NCBI's taxonomy places the organism in Eukaryota, Fungi, Ascomycota, Sordariomycetes, Xylariales, Hypoxylaceae. The transcript has 5 exons. Gene Ontology annotation, biological process: regulation of DNA-templated transcription; DNA-templated transcription. The coding region runs from base 235 to 2877 and encodes 880 amino acids. Gene Ontology annotation, molecular function: zinc ion binding; DNA binding; DNA-binding transcription factor activity, RNA polymerase II-specific. Gene Ontology annotation, cellular component: nucleus. The record is from RefSeq and is a predicted model, not a curated record.